AAUGGCAUCAGACUGGGUGCAUGUGGAUUUGGCUAAACUUUGAGAGGGUCUAUUAAGAAAAAGGAGGGUGGGCACCAAGGACAACUAAUGCUCUUUGCCCCAGUCCAGUAUUCUUAGUUACAAAUAAUCACAUGUAACAGGAAAGUAUUAAUCAUUUUUGCCUUGUGAAAAAUCAACCUUUGGAAGUGUCAAUAAAAUACAAAUAUGUCCUGAUUUUUGGUUUUAGAUGGCCUACAGUAACCCAUGUGCCAGGUAGCAUUCUAUGCCAGUCUUGAACAGGAAGUCACUGGACAGAAAACUCUUCCAAGAUCAUACCUGGGCUGUUGGAGUAAUUUGGAAAGGAAGAAAAAAGAGUAGAAACCAUGACAAAAGUAAAUAGAGCUCGGUCCACCUCCCCUCCGGAUGGAGGCUGGGGCUGGAUGAUAGUGGCUGGCUGUUUCCUUGUCACCAUCUGUACCCGGGCAGUAACCAGAUGUAUUUCAAUUUUCUUUGUGGAGUUCCAGACAUACUUCACUCAGGAUUAUGCACAAACAGCAUGGAUCCAUUCCAUUGUAGACUGUGUGACCAUGCUCUGCGCUCCACUUGGGAGUGUUGUCAGUAACCAUUUAUCCUGUCAAGUGGGAAUCAUGCUGGGUGGCUUGCUUGCAUCUACUGGUCUUAUCCUGGGCUCCUUUGCCACCAGUCUGAAGCAUCUCUACCUCACUCUGGGAGUUCUUACAGGUCUUGGAUUUGCACUGUGCUACUCUCCAGCAAUUGCCAUGGUUGGCAAGUAUUUCAGCAGACGGAAGGCCCUUGCUUACGGGAUCGCGAUGUCGGGGAGCGGCAUUGGAACCUUCGUCCUGGCUCCUGUGGUUCAGCUCCUCAUUGAACAGUUUUCCUGGCGGGGGGCAUUACUCAUCCUUGGGGGCUUCGUUUUGAAUCUUUGUGUUUGCGGUGCCUUGAUGCGGCCCAUUACCCUUAAAGAGGCCCAGACAGCUCCGGAGCAGAACCAUGUCUGCAGAACUCAGAAACAGGACUUGAAGCGGGCGUCUCCCUGUUCAGCUUUGACUAAAGAGUGGGUGCAGACCUGCCUCUGUUGCUCUUUGCAACAGGAAUACAGUUUCUUCCUGAUGCCGGACUUCAUUGUUUUAGCCGUCUCUGUUCUGUUCAUGGCUUACGGCUGCAGCCCUCUCUUCGUGUACUUGGUGCCUUAUGCUUUGAGUGUUGGAGUGAGUCACCAGCAAGCUGCCUUCCUUAUGUCCGUACUUGGGGUGAUUGACAUCGUUGGCAAUAUCACAUUUGGAUGGCUAACCGACAGAAGGUGUCUGAAGAAUUACCAGUAUGUUUGCUACCUCUUUGCCGUGGCACUAGAUGGGCUCUGCUAUCUCUGCCUCCCAAUGCUUCAAAGUCUCCCGCUGCUCGUGCCUUUCUCGUGCACCUUUGGCUACUUUGAUGGUGCCUAUGUGACUUUGAUCCCAGUAGUGACCGCAGAAAUAGUGGGGACCACCUCUUUGUCGUCAGCACUCGGGGUGGUGUACUUUCUUCAUGCAGUGCCGUACUUGGUGAGCCCACCCAUUGCCGGAUGGCUGGUAGACACGACUGGCAGCUACACAGCAGCAUUUCUUCUCUGCGGAUUUUCAAUGAUAUUUAGUUCUGUGUUGCUUGGCUUUGCUAGACUUGUAAAGAAGAUGAAAAAAACCCAGCUGCGGUUCCUUGCCAGAGAAUCUGAUCCCAAGCUGCAGCUAUGGACCAAUGGAUCGGUGGCUUAUUCUGUAGCAAGUGAAUUGGAUCAGAAAGAUGGGGAAUCUGUGGCUAUUGCAAUGCCUGGUUACAACCCCACAUGACCAAUGGCCUUGAGCCUGGGAACCUGCAGGGCCGAGAGAGGUGGGACCACUGGAUUGUACAUGUUUCUAAAGCAUUUUAUUUUGGCAGGAGCAUCGCCUUCCAAGUGAAUUAUUGUUGUUUUGUUAACAUAUUUAUAGGGGGAAAUAGCAAAUUAACAAAGCAAGCUAGACUGGCUCAGAGUUUCCACAUUUGGGAUUUGUACUCACAGUUGAACUCCCAUCUUUUGGGCAGUGAGCAUUACUCCAUGAGAAUGUUAGAACAUAGCUGAUAUAAUUAGCUGUAAUUAGGGGUAAUUUCAAGGCAUGACCAAAGCAGAUGACACUAGGCAGCAGCUUUGUCUCAAACUCUCUGCCCCUCCAUCUUCCUUCUUCAAUCAGAAGGUAAAGGGAAACACUGACAUGUAGGUUUGCUUACUUUAUGUUGUUUGGGGGGAGGGGUUCAGCUUAGUGGAAGGUGAAGAUGCCAAACCUUUUUCAUAGUGGAGCUUCUUAUUAGGGUUUUAAACAGGAUUGUUGAAGGAUACUUUGGAUUCUUCAAAAGACAAUGAUUAAUACAGAACUAAAGUGACUGUCUCUUCCUCCACCCCCUUUACUCCUUCAACUAGCCCUUGCCUUUGGCAAUGGGUGGGCACCACUUUGAGAAUCCAAAGAAUCAUACAAUGCCAUGGUUGGGAAUGAUCUUAAGGGUGGCUGGUAAGACCUAUUUGAAAUUUUGCACUGGAAACUGAAAGCUUUUUACCUAAGACUGCUGCCCGGGCUCUGUCAUUAUCACAUACAAUAGUUACUUUAAAUUUAGCAGAACACACCAAGUUGCAAGGGCAAUUUCUACCUGAAAUGUUAACACCAACACUUCCCAUUUUUUCCCUCUUGGAAAAAAAGCUCUUAUUUAUAAAUUGAGCUUAUCCUGUUAGGAAUGGAAAAAUAUUGGCAGUAUUCCAACUGGCCAGGAAUUGAAUUUUUGAAUCAGCAGGUCUCUGUUGAGAGUUUUCUUUUCAGAUCACAUUUAGGUUCAUCAUUAUCCAAAACAGGACUUGGGGGUUUUGCCUGAAAAAUAUUCUAGAGAUAAUCUGAAGGUGAUUCCUCUCUCCCUGCGUUACUUCCUGCUCAGUUGUCCACUACUUUUCAUCUCCUCAUGGACAAUCAUUAGAAACUUGAUGGACAUUUUCAGCUGAAUGAAAAGGUGUCAGGGGUUAACCUCAGCAUCAUAGCACUCUCAUAAACUAUGGCUUUGUUUAAGGGGAGAGGGAGGAGAUUAAGAAGGCUAGUGGUGUGAUAGUUUACAAUUUGUAGAACUCUUUCACAUACGAUUGGAUUGGAAUAGUUGACUGAUUCCCAAGUACUCUACUUUCCAGUAGUUUGGGAUAAUUUCUGAGUCUUCAGAUUGAAGAGGGAAGGCAUGGGGAGAGAAGAGACGGCCAGGUUCCCCAGUCUGCUCUAACUAUUUAAAAUACAUAGAAUGAUAAUCAUGAACCCCAAAUUAUGUUGCACCUGUAAAUAGGGGCAGGUUAUAUGAUUGAAAGUGGAUUUUAAUUAUUGAACACAUUUAAAUCUGAACCUCAUGGAAAUAUUUUGACCCAGAAGGCCAUUUAAUCCACUGUCCCCCAAGGUGCCUCACAAAUGCCCUACCGGAGGUACUGAGAGAAAAAACACAACAGUGAGGAAGAUUUUAGGCAGACUAAGCAUGUUCAGCAAGUCUUUGUCCAUAACUGGAUUAUUUCAUAAAAUUACACAUUAAUACAUUGCUUUCAGAAUGAAAUACUGACUUGAUUUGAUGGGAGAAAACUGUAAUAUUUCAUAGUUGUUUUUCAAAGAAAUUUGAAUGUUACUUGUUAUCUUUUUAGAGAAUUUAGUUUUGAAUUUU
Messenger RNA from Miniopterus natalensis, 3684 nucleotides. RefSeq names its product solute carrier family 16 member 12 (gene SLC16A12). Gene Ontology annotation, molecular function: transmembrane transporter activity. Lineage: Eukaryota; Metazoa; Chordata; Mammalia; Chiroptera; Miniopteridae. Gene Ontology annotation, biological process: creatine transmembrane transport. The record is from RefSeq and is a predicted model, not a curated record.